CUGCUUUUUUUCCGCCUCUCUACAGAUGCAGUAGCAGGCAGGACUGCUCGGUGUAAUAAGAUAAAUAUACUAUGUAGAAAUAUUCCUCAACUUUUUUUUGAAAAAAAAGCUUUACAUACCUGGGGACGAGAAGAGGAGACGCUUUUCUCCCUCGUAUAAUCCAGAAGACUUGAGCUUGUGUUUACCACAAACCAGAUUGCCAGCAAAAGGGGCAGGAUUUACACCGGGGGCGAAAAGACAGCAAACCGUCAGCGGGCAACUGAAAGCAGAAAUUGCACACACUGGAAAACCAACCCAGAAAGGAAACUGAGCCGACUCCGAGAGGGAAAUUGUUUUGUUUAGGUGGGGGAGGAGGAAAGAAAGCUGAGUCCCCCCAGGGGAGAGAAAAAUAAGAGAAAACGAGCAAGAAGACAUCCACUCCGUGGCAAGGCGAGGACACCAGCAGGACUAGGAGGGAGAGAGCAAUUAAAUAGAGCGAGAAGAGCCGGCGCCGCCUCCAUUUCUCACCUUCGUGAUAUUGAUUUCUGCUUUACAUUCCCGGACAGAGGAACAACGACCCAAAAAAAAAACCCACGGGCCAUCCCGAGCCAUUUUAAAAAGGAAGGAAUUGCUGAAAAGAUAUUCUCUCUCUCUCUGCCCCCCCCACGAACUGAGAGGGUCUCCGGGGCCGGGCCUUGGCCCUGCCUUGCCUAGCCUAGCCCAGCCCAGCCCAUCCCAUUCCAGCCCUGCCCAGGGAGGAGGGACCGAGAGAGAGAGAGAGAGAGCCGGGUCCCCGGUCUAUGCCCAUCCCUCGGCGACAGAGGAAGCCCUGCUCUCCCGCGGCCGAGCCCAGCCUGUAGCCACCCCCAAACUCGGCCAGCCGCCUUCCCCUGGCGGCGGGGGAGGGGGAGGAGAGGAGGUUUUACGGGGGAGGGGGGCGGAAAACAAACCGAAGCGGCAGGGAGUGUCGACAGUGAAGGAAAACGGGCGGCCUUGGAUCUGACUGGAUUUCAGUAGCGGCCAAGCGGGAUUAUUCACUAAUAAUUUUCACCCGAUCUGAGCUGGAUCUUCCCCUCCAUCUUUUAUUAUUUGGGCGGCGACUAAGGGUGUAGAAGUGUUGGGGGGGAGGGAGAGAGGGCUGUAGUUGACAGGAAAAGUUGUCCCUGGGGGGUUCGGGGCCCUUUCUCACGGCUUUGACGGGGAGCCGGGGGCCCGGCGCUGUGCCCUCGGUGGGUCCGGGGCCUAGCGGCUGACGGCGGAGCGGGAGGCCCGGCCUUCGCUCUCUUCCUCCCCUCACGCUCACUCCCUGCCUCGCCGUUGCCUUGAGGGGGAGGGGGGCUGGGGGGUGUGCGCGCGAGCGAGCGUGAGUGAGUGUGUGUGUCGUCCCGGCGCUGAAGGGGUGGCUGUGCAGCGGGGGCCCGGCGGUUGCUGCUGGCCGCUCGUCUCUCGGAUGACCAUGGGGUGUUUGGGGAACAGCAAGACCGAGGAUCAGAGAAACGAGGAGAAGGCGCAGCGCGAAGCCAAUAAGAAGAUCGAGAAGCAGCUGCAGAAGGACAAGCAGAUCUACCGGGCGACACACCGGCUCCUGCUGCUGGGAGCUGGUGAAUCCGGUAAAAGCACUAUCGUCAAGCAGAUGCGAAUUUUACACGUCAAUGGAUUUCAUGCCGAUGAGAAAAAACGGAAAAUUCAAGAUAUUAAAAAUAAUAUUAAAGAAGCUAUAGAGACCAUAGUGGGUGCAAUGAAUACGCUUGUACCACCAGUCCCAUUAGCCAAUCCAGAGAAUCAGUUUCGAUUGGAGUACAUUCUAAACUUAGCGAAUCAGAAAAACUUCGAAUUUACACCGGAGUUCUAUGAACAUACAACGAUACUCUGGCAGGAUGAAGGUGUGAAAGCAUGCUACGAGAGGUCGAAUGAAUAUCAGCUCAUUGAUUGCGCACACUACUUUCUAGACAGGAUUGAUAUAGUCAAACAAAAUGACUACAUACCUCCAGACCAGGAUCUUCUGCGAUGCAGAGUUUUGACAUCGGGAAUUUUUGAGACGAGGUUUCAAGUUGAAAAAGUAAACUUUCACAUGUUUGAUGUCGGAGGGCAACGAGACGAGCGCAGGAAAUGGAUUCAGUGUUUCAAUGAUGUCACUGCUAUUAUAUUUGUGGUGGCAAGCAGUAGUUACAACAUGGUUAUACGGGAAGACAAUCAGACCAAUCGUCUCCAAGAAGCUCUUAAUUUGUUCAAAAGCAUCUGGAACAACAGGUGGCUGCGGACCAUUUCUGUAAUUCUCUUCCUAAAUAAGCAGGAUUUACUGGCAGAGAAAGUAUUGGCAGGAAAAUCUAAAAUUGAGGACUACUUUCCCGAGUUUGCUCGUUACACUACACCUGAUGAUGCAUCACCAGAGCCUGACGAAGAUCCAAGGGUCACAAGAGCUAAGUACUUCAUCAGAGAUGAGUUCCUGAGAAUCAGCACAGCAAGCGGCGAUGGGAGGCACUACUGCUACCCUCAUUUCACAUGUGCAGUGGAUACCGAAAAUAUUCGCAGGGUGUUCAAUGACUGUCGGGACAUUAUUCAACGUAUGCACCUUCGUCAGUAUGAAUUAUUGUGAUGGAGAGCACUUGUCUUUGUGUAUUGGACUCUUUAUUCCUCAUUUAACUAGCCCACACAAGUGGAAGAGAACUGGUGCGAUCUCUCUCCGAAUGCACCCCUCCACUUUUCUCCCUGUCGGACAACAGCAGAACUUCUUGCUUGCCUCUGUCCCCUGGACAGUGUGAGAUGGCAUCACCUAAAUGCCCAUUUACAUGUGGGUUUUCCUACUACUUUAACAAAAUCGAAAAACGUAACCAAAUGCCCUGGACAAGGAGUACUUGAAGGAGUAGAAAACAAAACUAAAUCAAAAACCCACACAAAUUGGGGAAAAAUUGUUCCAGGGUAAUCAUCACUGAUGUGGGCUUAUAAUACCGUUCCUGUAUCCAUUCACAGCAACAGAAAAUGCGAAGGUGCCAAGUCCAAGCUGAAGACUAGACCUCUGAUGUAUUCCAAGCCUGACAAGGUGUGGAAUGGACAUGCUGAAUCCCUGCAGAUCCAAAUAGUGCAAAAAAAGAAAUCUGAUAGAGCCUCGCUGGUUUUUAAGAGGGGCGUUUUUAACAAAAAAAAAUAAAGUCUGGCAGUCCUUGGACCUAGAACGUGAUGAACUGCUUUUGGCCUGUGAUUGUAGAAAGAAUUAACCACACACACUGUUUUAGUUCUCCACAGAUGAAUCUUUCAGCUUUGUUCGUUCACUGGACUUCAGUCCAAUUUAUUUCUUUCCUGUCUAUUCUGGCUUCCCCUCUUCCCUUCCCUCUAUUUUUGUUUAUUUUACUUAUGGAUUAUUAUUCUUGUACAGACUGUAAAAUGUAUUAUUUUGUACAACUUUAUUGAAAAUAACUUGUAGAAGAUCUUUGUGCCUUGAUUAUGGCUGUACCUGUAAAAUGAGCUAAGAUGUAAGUAUGUUUGAUUGCGCUGUACAGCUUUGUCAGCCCUAUCUGCAGCAUUAGCUCAAGGUAGGGAAUUUAUCUGUAGUUUAGUUUUUUUUCUGGUUUAUAAAAGAAGGAAAAAUGCUGUUUAGUAUAUUAAAAAAAGUACAGAAUUGUGCAAAUUAACCACUUAAGAGGUGAGGUCUUUAACAAGUGACCAGACAUUGCAGCAUCAUUUGCUUUUUUUUUAAUUUUAGCUUUAACUCAUUUCAGUCUAUCCAGAUGCAAACAUGGCUUGUUUCUACAUAAACCAAAUUUUGCUACAAAUUAUAAA
Molecule: messenger RNA, 3756 nt
Organism: Stegostoma tigrinum
Lineage: Eukaryota; Metazoa; Chordata; Chondrichthyes; Orectolobiformes; Stegostomatidae
Gene: gnas
Product: GNAS complex locus
Exons: 12
Coding region: 1430-2575 (381 amino acids)
Biological process (GO): adenylate cyclase-activating dopamine receptor signaling pathway; sensory perception of chemical stimulus
Cellular component (GO): heterotrimeric G-protein complex
Molecular function (GO): corticotropin-releasing hormone receptor 1 binding; GTP binding; G-protein beta/gamma-subunit complex binding
Source: RefSeq, a predicted model, not a curated record